Molecule: messenger RNA, 1905 nt
Organism: Pterocles gutturalis (yellow-throated sandgrouse)
Lineage: Eukaryota; Metazoa; Chordata; Aves; Pterocliformes; Pteroclidae
Gene: ANKZF1
Product: ankyrin repeat and zinc finger domain containing 1
Exons: 13
Coding region: 355-1905 (516 amino acids)
Molecular function (GO): protein binding
Source: RefSeq, a predicted model, not a curated record
UACCGUCUUGACUGGCACCGCUUCAACCUGAAGCAGCGACUCCUGGGGCGCCGGACACUGCCAGUAGAAGUGUUUGAGGAGAAGACCCGCACAGGUGAUGUUUCCAGCAUCUCAGGGUCUGAUUCAGAUAGCUCCGAUGCAAGCAGUGAGUCAGACUCGUUGCCCUCUGCCAGCAACAACUCCAAGACCCCCCCAGUCCCCCGCUCCCACAAGGUGCUGCUCCGCAACGCGAACGGCCAGCUCAUCUCUGCCUACCGCUGCGUGCUGGGCACCAGGAAGGGUGGCCGCGAGGAGCCAGCGGAACUGAUAGCAUCACUGCAGAGCCUCAGUGCAAGCACCUGCUGGGUUGUGCUGAUGAUGGGCGGCGGGCACUUUGCAGGAGCUGUGUUUCGAGGUCCCCAGGUGCAGGAGCACAAGACCUUCCACCGCUACACAGUGCGAGCCCGGCGGGGCACAGCCCAGGGCUUACGGGAUGCCCAGACCCCAGGGUUGGCACCCAGGUCGGCUGGAGCCUCCCUGCGGCGUUACAACGAGGCCACGCUGCUCAAAGAUAUUCAGGAGCUGCUGGCAGCCUGGGCACAGCACCUGAAUGAAGCUCAGCGCAUCUUCCUCCGGGCCCCUCGUCACAGCCGUGCGGUGCUCUUCGGUGGCAAGAACCCACCCCUCACCCGGGGUGACCCUCGCAUCUACCACAUCCCCCUCAGCACCCACAGGGCCACCCUGCGAGAGGUGCUGCAAGUCCAUGCCACACUGGCCAGUUUGCAGGUGUAUGGGAAGGACACACCACUUGAGGACAUCACUGGGUCCCCCCGGAAGGGCUGGCAGAAGAGGCGGCAGAAAGCAGAGGUGGAUCCCCCGCAGGAGGACACAAGUGCCCCUGUUUUAUCACCCCCCUCAGCCCCAGAGGAGGAGGAGGAAAGCCCUGCAGGGGAGCUGGAGACUGUGGAAGUGACACUGGGGACCUUGGACCUUCGGGAGUUUGAAGUGAUGCCCAAGCGAAACCGCAAAAGGAGGAAGAAGAGGGACAAGAAGGUGGAGAAAGGGCCCCGUGAUGAAGACAUGGGAUGCCAUGGUACCCAGCAUGGGCAGCCCAGCCUGGAGCUGGUGACAGAGCUGCAGGGGGAGGCUGGGACUGACCCCCUUCCCUGGGGUGACAGAGGAGACCCUCAGACCAAGCUCCGUGAUGGCCUGUUCACCGCCUGCAAAACAGGGGAUGUGGGGACGCUGCGGAACCUCCUGAGCAUGCCAGAGAGCAGGGGGUUGCUGGGGGACCAUGAAGAAGGGGAGGGCACGCAGCCCCUGGAUAUGCCCCGCUCCCUACUCAACCAGCCCGUGGAUGAGCAUGGCUGCACCCUGCUUCAUGUGGCAGCACGUGCGGGGAAGGCUGAGGCUGUGUGCCUGCUGCUGCAGGCGGGGGCUGACCCUGCCCUCAGCGAUGGGCAGGAGAGGACCCCCUACUGUGUCUCUGCUGACAAACUGACCCGCAACGCUUUCCGCAAGUUCAUGGUGGACCACCCAGACAAGUACGACUACAGCCGUGCCAAGGUGCCAGGGCCCCUGACGCAGGAGAUGGAGGCCAAGAAGCUGGAGAAGAAGCGGGCACAGAAAGCCCAGCGGAAGCAGCGGGAGCAGGCACAGCGGCAGGAGCGGCAGCGCUGGGAGCAGGAGCAGGGAGAAAAGCAGCGGUUCGCAGCCCUGUCUGACAGGGAGAAGAGGGCACUGGCUGCUGAGCGGAGGCUGGCUGCACAGCUGCAGGACACCAACACAACUCUGGCCAACAUCAGCCGCUGCUGGCACUGUGGAGAGUCCCUGCUGGGCCGGAUCCCUUUCCAUUACCUUGACUUCUCCUUCUGCUCCACGGCCUGCCUGCAAACCCACCGCCGGGCCCGGGCCAACCACAAGUGA